AUGAAUGAGUUAUUGAAGUCAUUCCUACGCAAAUUUGUGACUGUCUUUUUCGACGACAUUCUGGUCUUCAGUCCGACAUUUGAUGAUCAUCUCAAGCACCUCGCCUGUGUGUUUGACAGUCUUACUGAGGGACAAUUUUUCCUUAAAGAAUCUAAGUGCUCGUUUGCACAGCAACAACUUGAGUACUUGGGCCAUAUCAUCUCAGCCAAAGGAGUAGCACCAAACCUUGCCAAUAUAAAGGAAAUGGUGGAAUGGCCAGUUCCCACCACCACCAAUUCUUUAGGUGGGUUUCUCGGCCUAACUAGGUUCUAUCAGAAGUUUAUCAAGGGGUACGCCUCCAUUGCCACACCAUUGACAAACUUGCUUCAAAAGGAUAAUUUCCACUAG
Molecule: messenger RNA, 387 nt
Organism: Glycine soja
Lineage: Eukaryota; Viridiplantae; Streptophyta; Magnoliopsida; Fabales; Fabaceae
Exons: 1
Coding region: 1-387 (128 amino acids)
Source: RefSeq, a predicted model, not a curated record